Molecule: messenger RNA, 1727 nt
Organism: Desarmillaria tabescens
Lineage: Eukaryota; Fungi; Basidiomycota; Agaricomycetes; Agaricales; Physalacriaceae
Exons: 7
Coding region: 281-1612 (443 amino acids)
Source: RefSeq, a predicted model, not a curated record
GAGAAUGGGCAAGUUCAUCCACAGAUCAGGUAGUCCAUUCACGGCACUAAUCCCACUGGUGUAAAAUAUGAAGACACAGCACUUCAAAGCAGCCCUAGUCUAGGCUAUCCAGCAGAGGCCACGCAACAUUCAUGAUGCAGUCAGAAGGCUGAACGGUGUUUCUCUGAAACAAGACAGACAAAAUAGGAAUUUCCCGGUGCCGGAAGAAUUCCAUAAUAUGGCGCUGCUAUCUGAUUCUGUUCUACUACGGCUACAAGACGACGAAUCUCAACGCGAACAGAUGAUAACGUCGAUUCUUCGUAAAAGGAGGCCCUUGCUGGAUGUUGAUGUAUCUUGGAUUGAAAAGGACAUUGCUGCAUAUGAGCAGGAGCUCUCUAAUCUGAAGACUCAAGUCGCCCUUCUGAAGCACCAAAAGGAGCAACUUGAGCGUUCACUUUCCAGGCACAAAUCGUUACUAUCACCCAUUCAUCGUCUCCCAUGUGACAUCCUUGUGGAAAUAUUUCGCUGGGCUGCGCAUCGUCCAAAGAGCAGCCUCGAUGUCACGAAGGGCGUGUGGCCUCUAGGGCAAGUCUGCGGAUGGUGGCGGGAUAUUGUACUAGCUUCGCCCAUCUUAUGGUCUGUAGUUAUUCUGGAACCACCAUACACGCGGCACUCCGUUGACAUCCUCACCCACCAUUUUUGUCACUCGGCGGAGCUUCCUUUGUGGAUAGCGGUAACGGCCGGGGACAGCGUGAAUGACCGUCGUGUCUUCGAUAUGGUCAUUCAAAAAUCCGCGCUCUGGAAAAUGGUGGACAUUUGUACACCAUUGAAAGACCUGGAGAAGCUUUCCUCUGUAUCAGGAAAUAUCCCUUUUCUGGAGGAGUUGUACGUUUAUGCCGAGGGUAAAGUGUACUUCAGCACAGAUGCAUUGUCUUCGGCGCCGUCUCUUCGGCGUGCAGGACUUCAACCACUGGAGAUACAAACACUCAUCGAUGUUCGUAUCUUAUUUUUUGACGACGCGGAUGGACCUUUGGAUUUUGAUAAUCCUUUACCCGUUAAGAUGGAACGACUCCAAUUCCUAGCAGUCUAUGAUGCGAGAAUACUGGACCAUCUUAUCGCUCCGUUGUUGAGAAAAUUCGAAUAUCAUCCAGCCUCCGCUUUAAACGGCAGCGACACCGAUAUUCCUUCGCUUCGAGAUUUUCUAGCGCGGUCCUCUUGCUCCAUCGAGCUUUUGGUCAUUUGCCCGGAGACGGUCCACAAGAUUCAUCAUCUUAUGGCCUUUAUAAAGAACGUCAGUCGUACCGUAUCCUCACUGGAUCCGCUGACCUUACCUGAGGUCCUUCCUGCGAUGGAGGGUCUGAGGCUAUGGAUUUGUACUGAUUCCGGUUGGGGAAGACAAUGCGUGAAAAGCGUCAUUGCUGUCGUCCGCCAACGCUUCGAUAAGGAGCGAGCAACAGUUUUGAACGUCACAAAGCUGUCUUAUCUACGUAUAGAUUGUGCUGACAGCUCUAGAGUCUUCAGUCAGCUAAAAAGUGAAGGGCUUGAUGUCCUCGGGGGAGAAGGUUUAGAUUGGGAGAAAGGGACACCGUACCUAGAGAUUGAUGAAUAUUGGACAGGAGACUGGUUCAGUUAGCUUACGACUCUAAUGAUUGAAUAAUGCCAAAGAAUAAAUUGGUACUGCCUAUCUCUCCCACAAUGCGAAUCAUACAGUUUCCCAAAGCAAGGAUCAGAAAAAAAACAAAGUGAAG